AUGUUUCGUGAUGUGCCUGGGUCUAGCAAAAUCUUGGAGAGAUAUAGGAAACUAAAUGCUUCGGGGUUUCGUCCCUUAACUCUUGAAAUGCAAGCAAUUAUAGCUGAGCCAGAAAAACCCAAGAAGGUGGGACAAAAAGAACAACCCAUUUAUAAUGAGGAGGAAGGGUCUGCUCGUAACAAAGAUGUAAUAUCAAAUCCUAAGUUAACUCAAACUAAUAAUGCUUUUGUUUCAUCUCCUCCUCCUUCUCCUAAAACCACCACUACAACAAUCACCGUUGCACCAUGCCCUCCACCUGGUUCAUCUCAACCUCAAAGCACCAUUCCCUUAUCUACACCUUUAUACACUGAUUCCACUGUUCCUCCAACAAAUUAA
This is a messenger RNA of Lactuca saligna, 375 nucleotides long. The record is from the annotation of a GenBank genome assembly. Lineage: Eukaryota; Viridiplantae; Streptophyta; Magnoliopsida; Asterales; Asteraceae.